Molecule: messenger RNA, 5723 nt
Organism: Acyrthosiphon pisum (pea aphid)
Lineage: Eukaryota; Metazoa; Arthropoda; Insecta; Hemiptera; Aphididae
Exons: 2
Coding region: 3399-3980 (193 amino acids)
Source: RefSeq, a predicted model, not a curated record
AUAGCGGUCGCUGGACUAGAUUCGCAGUAUAUGUAUUUUUUUAGUUUAUUUAAUAACAUACAGUACGAAGAAGAAUAUUAUUGAAAUACAACAAAAUAAAGGUUAUUUACAAUUCAUUUAACAUAGUUUGGUGCGGGAAAAAAAUUCGAGUAUUGUAGUGGUGAAUUGCUCGUCUCCAAGUACUUCUUCAACAUUACUUGGUGUGUUUGGAUUGGAAUCAUUGUAGUUAUUGGCUUUCUAUUUAUCGAUAAAAAAAGUUCGCUUGAAGUUUUAAUAAAACCAAAUUUAAAAAAAAAUACUUUUGUCGAAAUAGUAAAUACUUGAUUUAUGACAAUUCUAUAUCAUAUAUAAUACGAAAAAUAUUCGUCCAUAUUGAAUGGGCGGUAAUGAACUCAGAAAAUGAAACUUAAAUUGUUUUGUGCAUGACCGCGUGUAAGAAAGAAUAGUACAGAUUUUCGUGUCAGGGUCGACCUACGUGAGUAUCGUUACAAUGGUCAGAACUAUAUAUGACUUCGGUCUUUCGAUUACAGAAGGCUUGAAAUACAGUCCAUUCAAGACACUGAGUUAUUAUGGUUUUAAUGUGAGUUUUCUCCUUUUUUUCUGUUUAGUUGUUUACGCUUUUCCGGAGCGCAGAGAGAAAAUUCUAAAAAAACAUCUUUCAACGUUCACAUCAUCCGAACCCGUAUUGAGGAGCUAUAUCGAACUAUUGUUGCAAUUAAAAUAUUGUAAUACCUUUUAAUAUAAUAAUGCUAAAUACUACUAAAUAUAAUACUGCAAUAUACAAUAAUAAACUGUGUUUGGUUUCUGGUCUCAUAUUAUUUUAUUUUAUACUAGCAUACUGUACUUGUAUCUUUCUUCGGAUAUUCUCCGCCAUUCUUUUUUUUUUGAAUUAUUAAUAAUUCGACGCGAAAUGGUAAGGGCAAUGAUUAUAAUAUUAUAUACGAGUGUCUUCUUCGCGCUAACAGUAUUUAAUGGCUCAAACCGACGACACAACUAUAAUAUAUAAUAUGCGGUGAAUAAUAUAAUCGAUAAUAAUAAUAAUAAUAAUAACAUAAUCGAAUGAUGUUAUCAAAGCGUUAGUGGCUCUACAUAUUGUGUUAAAAAUUAUUGAUGUGAAUGUCGCGUGGAAUCAAUACUAAUGAUCGAGUAUGGACCGAUUUGUGUACGAUUGGUGUAAAUACAAGUUUCAUACCUCCCUCUCACCCGAUCAUGUCUGAAUUUCUCUCUUUAGCUACAAUAAUUCAUUGUCUUCGAGGUUAAUUAGGUCCCAAGGGUCCUAUACAUAUUAUGUUUAACUGACGUUCAUAAAUAUUAGUUCCCAGGAGACGUUCGAGUAAUAGUACAGGGUGGUACACUGAUACAUAACGAUUUAUAAUAAUUUCUUCGGUUGUUAGUAAAAACUGACAACUAAUAGACCAUAUUAUUAAUUUCGCUACAAGAAACUUUUAAAGCUUAGACCUUAUUGACCGAAAAAGCGUAAAUAGAAAGGAAAAAAUCAUUACUAAUAAAAAAUCCAUUAGCCAUGGGCUUUGAACAGAAUCUAAAAACAAUGCUUAAGAUAAGACGUAUAUUUUGUUAAGUACGUCAUAUUUAUAUAAUAAAUUAAACUAUUCUAUUCGCAUUAUUUACAAAUUAAGUAGAUAACUGAAAACUGAAUAAUCAAAUACACCUGCUGCAGUUCACAUUUACAAUAGGUAGACCAUAAUAAAUAGACGCGAUAUCACAUAAGUCUUAAACGUGUACGCAACUACAUUUUGGGGUAUUUGAAACUUACAAUGGUAUCAAAUGUGAAAAGUUUUCUAGUUUUCAAAAAACCUCCAUUGCGAUUCCGGUGAAAACAGUUUUCUCUUUCAAAGGUUAGUAGAAAAUUGUAAAUAAGCUAAAUGGGGCUGAUUUUGAUUGGAUUAAACGUUUACAAAUUAUAUUCAAUUGAAUUAAAUGUGUUGAGCUUAAGGGCUCAAAUAAAAAUAAAAAAACGAAAAACAGCAAAUAAUAUAAUAGUACAGACCCGUGAAAGCGAAAAUAAAAUGUAUAUAUUUACUUAGAACCAAAAUAUACGUUAACAUUUUAUGUUCCUGAUGAAUAAAAACUCAUCGCACAUAUUCUAAAAGAGUGUUAAAAGCGCUAAUAUAUACGCAGAAUAGUAGGUAAGUAGGUAUCUAAAGUUAUGACGUAAAAUUAUGUUAGCUAUGUAUCAAUCGAAUAUCCAUACGGUGCAAGUUAAAAAGAGAUCCAUACAGCAUUGUAUGCUGUCAUAUAUUAUUGUCACGCCAUAUUAAGGUACGUCUUAUCAAUUUACGUUUAUUCACAUUGAUCCAUAAUUCGGUCAUUUUUAUAACGGCAUAACAAUAUCAUCACCAUAUUAUCGUGUUCACAAUAAAAUAAAAUAUAAUCACUAGAAGCUAUUAUGCGUCAUUAUUUAUACAACACGAGAUUAACAAUCGCAAAAAUGACGUCGUGGGACACAAAGACUUGGAAGCCGCGCCAGUAUUGUGUACGUAUUAUUAUUUUAAAUUUGAAAGUAAUGAUUAAUCAUUCCGUUUGUAAAACGAUUCUGAACAAAACUCGGGUCGCCCAAAUACUAUUAAGCUGUUCGGAAGAACGAGCGCCUUGCAUACAUUUUUCAUUUUUUUCCCUCAUCGGUUUAAGCUACCGAGAAACGGAAAAAAAUGUCGUUUGCAGCUAAGUACAAUCUUUGUUCGAUUUCCAAUCUAUAUAGAAGCGGUCUGCAUGAAACGUUUAAAGCACCCGUUCUGUACAGAGUGAUGAUAUAAAAACUAAAAAAAAAAAAUAGUGAUCACUGUUGUAAAGCAAAAGUCGAAAAAUUCGCCUCGAAAUAUUAAUCCAAGAUAUUAUAAAAAUAAGUGCAGUAAUAUUAAAAUUGAAUUAUGUAUGACAUACACAAUAUAUUACAUGGUUAAUAAAUUUAAUAUUAAUAAUAUAUAUAUACAGGCUGCAAAGUCGUUUACUAGCGAUGAUUGUAUCUACUAUCGAGUUUUCUUCGGAGGUAUUAUAUUAUUUAUAGUAAUUAUUAAUAUAAUAUAUGUUUACACAAUGCGCCUCUAUCGAUUACUUUAAGUACUGGUUCAAAUAUCGGUUGUCAGGGUAUAGGAUAUCAUAAAGAUCGCAUUAUUUAUUUCGUCAUCAUUAUAUAAUAUUAUUAUCAUCGUUAUUAUUUUUAUUAUUAUUAUUAUUAUUAUUAUUAUUAUACAUGCGAUGAUUAUAAGCUACCAUGUUGAAUUAUAUCGUUUUAUAAAAAUGUACAGACAAUAUGAAACAGUUAUGACUAUAAAUUGACAGUCUGGAGGCACAUUAUUCUGACUUCAAAGGUACUUCUGUGACACACAUUUAGCGACAUAUUAUUAUUAUUACCUAUUUUAUAAUAAUAUCAUAUUAAUAUGAACGAGAAAAAUCGAAAUCCAUGGGACGGCCGUCGACCGUCAUUGGACCGUUGGUGGGAAACGCCUGAAAACGAAAAUGAUGAAAUGCCGGAAAAAAUUACCAGUCCACCAAAAGCAAUAGAAAAUACAAAACAAUGGAUCGAUCGAUCUUCGCAGCAGCCGAACAAAAAUACCGGUGGUAAAAACCGCAUAGUAUCCAUUGCAAAGAAACCGGAUUGCACCGAAAUCUGCAAAAUCAAACCAUGUCUGUGUAUAAAGCUUAAAUUGGUUAUCAAAAUGAACACGGAUCGCUUAACGGAUGACGUGUGUAGUUUGUACGACCAGUGGCUGUGUGGACCGCUGGCCACCAACUUGGAGUUCCACAGUGAGUUGUUAACACUCAUCGGUGUUCUCAAAAAGAUCAUAAAAGACUUAAACAGUACGACCGGCAAUCAUGGUGAACUGGAGUCGUUAAUAAAACGCCAUAGUCAAUGCCAGAGCAAGUAUCAGAUAUUGUUAACGCAAUUGGACCAAUAUAAUAUGCCGAGUCAACUCAGAGAACGUUGCGAAUGUACGCCGAACGACGGGGGAAAAAAAUAAAAAAAAUUUACAAAUAAACAUCACUAAUGUUACAUAGGUUUUAUUUUUUACAAGUAGUAAUAUGUAGUUUCAACGUUACUAAUUCAUAAUCUUGUUUUAAUUAUUUAAUUAUUUUGAAUAUAAUAAUAUAAUAUAAUUUUAAAAUUUUAAACAUAAUGGUAUAUGAUACUAUAUACAGGGUGGUCAGUGGAAAACGGAUGUUUUUGCAAUUGGUAUAACUGGGAAUAGCAUGGUCCCCCAAGGUUGCUGGCACUGUUAUCUUGUAACUCGGGAAUGUAAUUUUAGUAGUCAUGGACAAGUGGAGCGUUUUUGCUGUUUCCGAAUUUAUUCUGAAAUGGCGAGUCAAUUGUAUCCACGCGACGUGCUUUCCGUCGUCGGUUUAAACUUGGUGUACGUGACAUUGUUCCAGCGCGUAACACAAUUUUGCGGUGGGUAAACAAUUUUCGUACACAUGGUAGUGUGGCGGAAAAGAAAAAACUCGGUCCUACACCAGCAGUAGUUACGCCUGAAAAUGUUGAACGUGUAAGAGUGUCCGUUUUGCAGAGUCCACGUCGGUCCACCAGACGCCGCUCUCAAUCGCUAGACAUUGCUCGCACAAGUUUAAUGACAAUUUUGAAUAAACAAUUGAAGUUCCACCCUUACAAAAUAGUGAUCGUUCAAAAACUUCAACCGACUGACUACACUCAACGUGAACAGUUUAGGAGGCGCAUGUUUCAAAUUUUUAAAGAUCCACAUGCAGUGGUGAUGUUGACGGAUGAAGCCCACUUCCAUUUAGACGGUUAUGUUAACAAACAAAACUGUCGAUAUUGGGCUGCUCAAAACCCGCGAGAAUUGCAUCAUCGGCCUCUACACAGUCAAAAAGUAACGGUAUGGUGUGGAAUUUCCCACCUCGGAAUAAUUGGGCACUAUUUUUUCGAAAACGAGUGAGAAGAAGCAGUGACUAUCAACUCUGAGCGUUACCUCAGUAUGCUCCAAGAAUUUCUCAUCCCUCAUCUCGAAGAAAAUUAAGUUGACUUAGAAAAAAUCUGGUUUCAACAAGACGGAGCCACGGCUCACACCACGAGAGUUUCCAUUGCUUUUUUGCAAACAAUAUUCCCCGGGCGCGUUAUUUCCUGACAUGGUGACGUUCCCUGGCCUCCGCGCUCCCCCGAUAUCACUCCCUGUGACUUUUUCCUUUGGAGCUACGUAAAGUCAAAAGUGUAUGUGGACAAAUCAAGAAACAUUCAGGAGUUGAAGGAGUCAAUUAGACGUGAAAUUGUCGAAAUUCCGGACGAUAUGGUGAAGAAAGUGAUGGGCAACUUCAGGGACCGUCUUGUAUUAUAAGAAAAAUACAGUUAAACAAGAAGUCGGGCACUUUCAAGCGAAAUCAUUUUAUAGUCACAAUUCACAACUCACACUUACAAUUUGAAACAGAAUAUCAAAAAUAAUAUUACUGAAUACUAAUUUUUUUCUGCAUUGUUUUUUUUUUACCUUUCUAUUUAUUUAAUAUAAAUUACAUUUGUGAAAUUGUAAAUGCUAAAGGAUAAAAAAUUACAAAAACAUAUUUUUGCACUAGAACAAUAAUUAGUUAACUAUAGUAACGAUUUUCUUUUAAUUACUUAUUGAAAUAUUUGAAAAUUAAUAACAGCAUCUUGACGAUUUCAAUUACAAGUAAAUAUUAUAGGUAGUUCAACAAUCAUCAAUUAUUCAUCAGUAAUAAUUGGGUAGAGAUAUUUUUUAAAUAAUCAAAGAAACAUUAUAAAA